This is a messenger RNA of Elgaria multicarinata webbii, 422 nucleotides long. RefSeq names its product small ribosomal subunit protein eS25-like. Bases 8 to 379 code for a protein of 123 amino acids. Gene Ontology annotation, cellular component: cytosolic small ribosomal subunit. NCBI's taxonomy places the organism in Eukaryota, Metazoa, Chordata, Lepidosauria, Squamata, Anguidae. The transcript has a single exon. The record is from RefSeq and is a predicted model, not a curated record. Gene Ontology annotation, molecular function: structural constituent of ribosome.
CCGCACCAUGUCGCCCAAGGACAAGAAGAAGGACGCGGGCAAGUUGGCCGAAAAGGACAAGGAUCCCAUGAACAAGUCCAGUGGCAAAAUCAAGAAGAAGAAGUGGUCCAAAGGGAAAGUAAGAGACAAGUUGAACAACCUUGUUUUGUUUGACAAAGCUACUUAUGACAAACUCGGCAAAGAGGUGCCAAAUUACAAGCUCAUCACACCAGCUGUGGUCUCUGAAAGACUGAAGAUUCGAGGUUCUUCAGCUAGAGCGGCACUCCAGGAACUACUCAGCAAAGAUCUAAUCAAACUAGUGUCCAAGCACAGAGCUCAGGUCACCUACACUCGAAACACCAAAGGGCGUGAUGCACCAGCUGCUGGGGUGGAUGCAUGAAAAGGUUUUCAAGUGGCUUUUAGACUCUUGUGUAUAUUCAGAA